Messenger RNA from Chrysochloris asiatica (Cape golden mole), 2379 nucleotides. It is a transcript of the gene SLC17A7, whose product is annotated as solute carrier family 17 (vesicular glutamate transporter), member 7. The transcript is spliced from 12 exons. The coding region runs from base 16 to 1698 and encodes 560 amino acids. NCBI's taxonomy places the organism in Eukaryota, Metazoa, Chordata, Mammalia, Afrosoricida, Chrysochloridae. Gene Ontology annotation, biological process: transmembrane transport; regulation of synapse structure or activity; neurotransmitter loading into synaptic vesicle. Gene Ontology annotation, molecular function: L-glutamate transmembrane transporter activity; neurotransmitter transmembrane transporter activity. Gene Ontology annotation, cellular component: synaptic vesicle membrane; excitatory synapse. The record is from RefSeq and is a predicted model, not a curated record.
GAAGGGGCCGCCACCAUGGAGUUCCGUAAGGAGGAAUUUCGGAAGCUGGCAGGUCGCACCCUCGGGAGGCUGCACCGCUUUUUAGAGAAGCGGCAGGAAGGAGCUGAGACACUGGAACUGAGCGCUGACGGGCGCCCGGUGACCACACAAACACGGGAUCCUCCGGUCUUGGACUGCACCUGCUUCGGCCUUCCUCGCCGUUACAUCAUCGCCAUCAUGAGCGGGCUAGGCUUCUGCAUCAGCUUUGGCAUCCGCUGCAACCUGGGCGUGGCCAUCGUCUCUAUGGUCAACAACAGCACCACCCACCGCGGGGGCCACGUGGUGGUGCAGAAAGCCCAGUUCAACUGGGAUCCAGAGACAGUCGGCCUCAUACACGGCUCCUUUUUCUGGGGCUACAUUGUCACCCAGAUUCCUGGAGGGUUUAUCUGCCAAAAAUUCGCAGCCAACAGGGUUUUUGGCUUUGCUAUUGUGGCGACAUCCACGCUAAACAUGCUGAUCCCAUCGGCUGCACGCGUCCACUACGGCUGCGUCAUCUUCGUGAGGAUCCUGCAGGGGUUGGUAGAGGGGGUCACAUACCCUGCCUGCCAUGGGAUCUGGAGCAAAUGGGCCCCACCCUUAGAAAGGAGUCGCCUAGCCACGACGGCCUUUUGCGGUUCCUACGCUGGGGCGGUGGUCGCGAUGCCCCUCGCCGGAGUCCUGGUGCAAUAUUCAGGAUGGAGCUCCGUGUUCUAUGUCUACGGCAGCUUCGGAAUCUUCUGGUACCUUUUCUGGCUGCUGGUCUCCUAUGAGUCUCCCGCGGUGCACCCCAGCAUUUCAGAAGAGGAGCGCAAAUACAUCGAGGACGCCAUCGGCGAGAGCGCCAAACUCAUGAACCCCGUCACGAAGUUUAACACUCCCUGGCGGCGCUUCUUCACGUCCAUGCCAGUCUACGCCAUCAUUGUGGCCAACUUCUGCCGCAGUUGGACUUUCUACCUGCUACUUAUCUCCCAGCCCGCCUACUUCGAAGAGGUGUUUGGCUUCGAGAUCAGCAAGGUGGGCUUGGUGUCAGCGCUGCCCCAUCUGGUCAUGACCAUCAUCGUGCCCAUCGGUGGCCAGAUCGCUGACUUCUUGAGGAGCCGCCGGAUAAUGUCCACCACCAACGUGCGCAAAUUGAUGAACUGCGGGGGCUUUGGCAUGGAAGCCACUCUGCUGCUGGUGGUCGGAUACUCUCACUCCAAGGGCGUGGCCAUCUCCUUCUUGGUCCUCGCUGUGGGCUUCAGCGGCUUUGCGAUCUCAGGGUUCAACGUGAACCACCUGGACAUCGCCCCACGCUAUGCCAGCAUCCUCAUGGGCAUCUCUAAUGGUGUGGGCACGUUGUCAGGCAUGGUGUGCCCCAUCAUCGUGGGUGCCAUGACGAAGCACAAGACUCGUGAGGAGUGGCAGUAUGUGUUCCUAAUCGCCUCCCUGGUGCACUAUGGGGGUGUCAUCUUCUACGGGGUCUUUGCUUCUGGAGAGAAACAGCCGUGGGCGGAGCCUGAGGAGAUGAGCGAAGAGAAGUGUGGCUUCGUGGGCCACGACCAGCUGGCUGGCAGUGAUGAUAGUGAAAUGGAGGAUGAAGCUGAGCCCCCUGGAGCCCCCCCAGCUCCCCCUCCCUCCUAUGGCGCCACACACAGCACAGUUCAGCCCCCGAGGCCCCCACCCCCUGUCCGGAACUACUGACCAUGUGCCUCCCACCGAAUAGCAGUUUCCAGGACCUCCACUCCACACAUCUCUGGCCUGAACUACAGUGUCUAGGGGCCCCACUCCACUUUGUCUUGCCUCAGGCCUAAGAAGCACUUUCCCGUGUUCCCAGUGCUGUCAAACUGCUUUUCUUCCCCAAUGCCUCUCAGGGGUAGUGAAGCUGCACACUGGCAGUUUCAAGGCUCCCCAUGUUUUCCUAAAGGCAUCCUAAUAAGUUUUCGGGUCUUCUUCCCUACUCAUCUGCCUCAGUGGUUCCAUUUCUCUCCUUUCAGGGCUUUCGAAUGGACAGUCAAACCUCUUACUCUCUUUUGUGGUUUUAAAGGCACUCCUUGUUUCUAUGAACCCUGGGAACUGUAGUCCCCAUGAAGUUACUCAGCCCCUCCUCUCUCCUUUCAGAACAAUUCAAGGUCCUUUCUCUAGAAAUUUCCAAGCUCUCCAUUUCAAUUCUGCAUUUUCCAUGUUGGUUUAGCCCAUCCCUCAUCCCCGCCAUUCCAGGGAUUGAUCCUCACCAGCGUUUCUGAAGGAAAAUGGCGGUUUCAAGGGUUUCAAGUUCCCCCUUGCACAUCCUCUCCCCUCAUCUGAUUCUAAACUCUCUCUUUUGCUGAAGCACCAAAUUCCCUAAGACAUUUUCUCUAGCUUAGCACAGUGUCUAGGGGAACA